UUGUUGAGAAGUUUUUGGAAUGUCUGAAAUCUUGCAUGCCACGUAGUCGGCGCAGAGGAAGCUCAUUCGAGCUAACGGUAUUGGCAUCUUCCGUUCUCUUGAUUUAUCUCUUGGAGGUUUAGAAGGAGGUAACAGCACUUUUGUGCUGCUUUAUAAGUUUGUUAAAAGAUGCUGUUGCCAGUCGUGUUCAGUGUGGCGCUGGUGUUGGCCCUGUCGGGUGGGGGAGAGAGUGCCAAACUCCCCGAACCAGAGGUGAAGAUACAGGUGCUGUCCAAGCCGUUCCUGUGCCACCGCAAGAGUAAGUACGGAGACAUCCUGCUGGUGCACUACGAAGGCUAUCUGGAGAGCAACGGGACCAUGUUCCACUCCAGUCGUCAGCAUGGGGACCAGAAUCCUGUGUGGUUUACGUUGGGCAUUAAGGAGGUGAUCGUGGGCUGGGACCGCGGCCUCAAGGACAUGUGCGCCGGGGAGAAGAGGAAGCUCGCCAUACCACACCAGCUGGCUUACGGCAAGGAGGGGAAAGGUAAGAUCCCUCCUGAGUCCAACCUGCUGUUCGAUAUCGAGGUGCUUGAGAUUCGUAACGGGCCGCGAUCACACGAGAGCUUUCAGGAGAUGGACCUGAACGAUGACUGGAGACUCUCCAAACAAGAGGUAAAGGAGUAUCUUCGUAAGGAGUUUGAGCGUCACGGCUACGCGGCUAACGACACGCACCAUGAGGUGAUGGUGGAGGACAUCUUUACCAAAGAGGACGAGGACCAGGACGGAUACAUAUCAGCACGGGAGUUCACAUACGUACACGACGAACUAUAAACACACACACACACACACACACACACACACACACACACCAGGAUGGAUACAUAUCAGCACGGGAGUUCACAUACGUACACGACGAACUAUAAACACACACACACACACACACACACACACCAGGAUGGAUACAUAUCAGCACGGGAGUUCACAUACGUACACGACGAACUAUAAACACACACACACACACACACACACACACACACACACCAGGACGGAUACAUAUCAGCACGGGAAUUCACAUACGUACACGACGAACUAUAAACACACACACACACACACACACACACA
Molecule: messenger RNA, 1101 nt
Organism: Engraulis encrasicolus (European anchovy)
Lineage: Eukaryota; Metazoa; Chordata; Actinopteri; Clupeiformes; Engraulidae
Gene: fkbp14
Product: FKBP prolyl isomerase 14
Exons: 5
Coding region: 169-810 (213 amino acids)
Molecular function (GO): calcium ion binding; peptidyl-prolyl cis-trans isomerase activity
Source: RefSeq, a predicted model, not a curated record